UGUUGGACUUACAGGGAGCUGCAUCAAAACACAGUCCUGCAGCCGCCCCCUUGCUAUGCUACUACUUCAACCUUUUUUUUUAUUUUUAAAUCUCUUUAGCGAGGACACGGCCAACAUUUUUUUUUUUUUUUUUUUAAUCACAAACCUGACCUCGCAAAUCCGUCCGCGGCUCCGUAAUGUGCUGCGUGCUGCGUGCCACACAUACUACUAAUCCCUGGAUCCUCCCGAGUAGGACCAUGAUUUCUGGGACGGUGUUGCCAGGGGGAAGGUGGUGCCCGGGACCUGUUGGAAAUGACAGCUGAAGAAGGCGGAUGGAAGCACGGGGAUCACACAAACACUAAACGCAGAAGAUAGCGAAGAAAGUCCCUCUCAUCACCGGUGUAAAGGGGUUGUAGAGAUGGAAUCCCUGAUGAGCGCGGUGGCUCCGCGCUCCCCAGCCCCCGCCAAGAAGCUAUCGGAGGUGGACUUCCGGUCAGGGGCCACCCUGGAGCAGCUGUCGGCACAGGUGUCCGAGCUGGUAGUACUGGAGCAGGGGGAAUUUGGAGACCAGACCGCCUUAGAGGUCCACACUGCCAAGGACUUCAUUUUCAAUAUGCUAGGCUUAGUCCAGAAGGUGGACCAGCGCCUCCCAGUGGCCAACGAGUACCUGCUGCUGUCAGGCGGGGCUCGAGAGGGCGUCUUGGACCUCAACCCCGAGGACCUGGGAGACUACGCUAAAGGGGCCGACUUCGACCUGGAUUUCACCCUGCUGGUGCCGGCGCUGAAGCUCCAUGACCGCAACCAGCCGGUCACCCUGGAUAUGAGGCACUCGCCGCCCUGCCACUCAUGGCUCAGCCUCCGCCUCUGCGACUCCAACAUCCUGUCCCGCUGGAGCAUCUGCUGCCAGGAGGAAAAUGGCCUUCCCACCGAGGAAGAUGAGGAGGAAGAGGGGGAAAUGGGUAAAGCCUCCAUUCCCGCCCUGAACUCUCCCCAGUCUCUGGACGGCUGCUACUUCUCUCCCAGCCUGGUGACAGACUGGUUCUGGGGGGUUGUCAGCGAGGCGGUGGAGGAGCUGAGACGCAGCCCCCAGAGAGGCAUCCCCACCCCCGACCGACUGGAGAGGAACGGACCCCUCACUACCAUCAUCCUUCAGGCAGGCUCGAGCCGGGUGCUGUACGACCUGCUGCCUGUGGUGUCGUUUCGGGGCUGGCCUGCUGUGGCCCAAGGCUGGCUGACUGCCAACCACUUCUGGGAUGGUAAAAUCACAGAGGAGGAAGCCAUAUCUGGCUUCUAUCUGCUGCCCUGCUGCUCUCCACUGGGUGGUCGGCCUGACAGAGAGUGGAGGCUGGCGUUCUCACGCAGCGAGGUUCAGCUGAAGAAGUGCAUCCCCUUCCCCAUGGCUCAGGCUUUCCAAGCAGCCAAGGCGGUACUGUCUCGCAUCCUGGCCCGUCCUCGCACAGGCCUCAGCCUCUACCACCUGCGUACCCUUCUCUUCUGGGCCUGUGACCGCCUCCCCGCUGCCUACCUGUCCUGCCCCGACGCCGACACCCCCGGCCGCCUCCUGCUGGGUCUGCUGGAUGACCUUGCUCAUUGCAUUCUAGGUAAAAACUGUCCAAAUUACUUCCUCCCCCAGUGCAACAUGUUGGAGCACCUGACCGACAGCCAGGCGCUGCUGGUCGCCAGGAAGCUGGCCCACGUGCGCUCGGAUCCCAGCGAGCACCUCCGGGCGGCCCUGGACCAAGCGCAGCAGGCGGGCCAGCUGAAGAAGGAGCUAACAGCUAGCACGAACGGCCACGGCUCCCCCGGGCAUCACCCAGCCAAUGGCAUCAUCUCGCCUUCAGAGGACAAGCUGGCGCAGCGGCUGCAGCAGCUGGUCACAGAGAACCCUGGGAAAUCCAUAUCCGUCUUCCUGAACCCCGAUGAUGUCACCAGGCCGCACUUUCGCAUCGACGACAAGUUUUACUGACGCGCCACCGAGACGAUGUGGAAACGUAUUUAGCCGACAAGCACACGCCGAAAAUGCUCUGAGACGUCACAUCAGAGCGUAGGGACACUAACAAUCAGGCGGGUGUUCUUCCUUCAGAACACCGCGGCCCUGAAACUGCACACACGCCUCUUGUUGACCACCCUAAGGCUGAACAAGAACAACGCGAUGAAGCCUUGCUGCUCAACUGACUCUUCAAACCAAAAAAAAAAAAAAACAACAACACACAUUUUCCUACUGCUGACGUCCGAUUCGUCAGACGUCACGUAACAGACAUGAUGUCACCAAGCUGUUGCCACGGAGACAGCCCUCUCCUUACGAGCUGGCCUUAACGAGACUCAUCAGCUGGUGCUACAAGGACAAGGGCCGGCUUUAGUCAUGUAUAAUACGUCACAGAAGAGUGUGUGUGUGUGUGUGUGUGUGUACAUGUUCGCCUGAGGGUUUCACACAUGACUUACACUUCUAAAGACAGUGGGAGAAAAGCUCCUUGAUUGCUGCAUUUCUCCCCUUUUUAUUUCGGAUCAGAGUGGGCGAUGGCUGAAUUAGAAAGGAAAAACUAGGUGUGGCUGAUGUAACUGAAUGUAAUGUUGUGAGGAGAACUGCCGAGUCUUUGAACAAAGAAUCUCUUUUCUCUUUCAACUACAUUUUAGCCCCUCCCCCUUUUCCUUUCCACCCUCUCGCCUCGAUUUAUGGCGUCUUUUUUUUUUCUUUUUGUUUUUAUCUUUCUCAGGUAUGCACAACCUUUUUUGAUGUAUAUGAUUCCCUUUUAAAGUUUUUAACGACAUUUCACGUCGCUUACAUUUCAUGGGGUGAAUGGAAUGUACCAAAGAGCAGUGUUUGGUUUGCAAAGAGAAAACAUGUUUUACACAUCCAUCUAGUUUAGAUCCAACUCGAUGAAUCUACUACUGAGUCAUGAUGACAUUGUUAAUUCGCCUUUUAUUUCUUCAAAAGUCUCGGUCACACCAGCUUGUAAAAUGGUUGCAUUUAGCUGCGAAAUCAGUUCAUUCCGAUCGACUCGGGGUAAUGAAUGGGUUUUAGCUCGAGGUGAAAUGAAUAGUGCAAAGCUUACACGUCAAGUUUAACUUUGAGAAGCUUUUGUAGCUUCAGAAAGCUGUGUUGCACCAUUUGAUUCUGUGUUGCAGUGGAAACCGCUCCGCAAACGUGCUCGCAAAAGCUUAUGAGGCAGGAGUUCAUGGUUGUCAACAUUUAUCAUUUCGAUUUUUGAUUUCAGAAGUCAGAAUUUUUUAUUCAAGAGAUCUACAACGACGGCUCAAAAUGCCAGUUAGAGAUAUCCGUUGUUUAGUUUUGUCUGGUAA
Molecule: messenger RNA, 3279 nt
Organism: Stegastes partitus (bicolor damselfish)
Lineage: Eukaryota; Metazoa; Chordata; Actinopteri; Pomacentridae
Gene: tmem102
Product: transmembrane protein 102
Exons: 6
Coding region: 398-1945 (515 amino acids)
Source: RefSeq, a predicted model, not a curated record